Molecule: messenger RNA, 543 nt
Organism: Mesorhabditis spiculigera
Lineage: Eukaryota; Metazoa; Nematoda; Chromadorea; Rhabditida; Rhabditidae
Source: the annotation of a GenBank genome assembly
AUGGCCACCCUCAUCCCCUACAUAUCGCGACGAACGGUGCGCUCCCUGCACUACCUCCAAUUUCGACCGCCGUACCCUUUCGUGAAGAAGGGCGAGUAUGGACAGCGCAAAGUUGGGCCGGUCAACGAAGAAAAGAAGCUAUGGCCCGGCCAGGAUAAGGAAUUCCCGGAAUUAUCACCGAAAUUUGCGCCCAAUGGAAAGAAGGCCAACCCGUACCAAUUGCACAAAUACACCGGUGUCCAAGCCGAGGGCUACGUCGACGCGAAGACUGGAGAAUUUGUGCGCGUCCCCGAGAUGAUGGCCGAGCUGGUGGUGCCGAAUUUGGAGGGUUGCAAGUUACGGCCUUACGUCUCCUACAGGACCGACGGCGAGAUCGCAAAGAUCCAGAAGGCGUAUGCGGCGAAAGUGAAGGAAAAAGGAAGCGAAGAAAUAGCCGACUUGCACACCGUCGAAUCGGAGCGAUGGCCGCCGCCAAAAAUGACGCCAAAGACCCUCUUCGAUAUUACUUAUGGUCGCGAAAUCCGGGAUUCCAACAAGAAAGCG